Molecule: messenger RNA, 684 nt
Organism: Aspergillus melleus
Lineage: Eukaryota; Fungi; Ascomycota; Eurotiomycetes; Eurotiales; Aspergillaceae
Exons: 1
Coding region: 1-684 (227 amino acids)
Source: RefSeq, a predicted model, not a curated record
AUGGCCCCAGUAUUUAGGGAGACUCAACCUCUCAUCGAGACUUCGUCUGCAACAGAGACGCCUUCAAAAUCCGUGUCGGGCCACAUUCCACUAGAUUCAACAUCGUCGUGUGUUGGCGAAGCUGUCAGUCCCGAAAUUCUUCACGAAAAUAGCAUGAAUGGCGACAACAGCCUGCCAAAUACUCCAACAGCCGUCAACUUCAUACGGGAAGACCAAGAUAGUGGUAUCGAUAAUAGGAUGGACCAUCACCGCGUCUACACCCUCGGUUCUAUCAUGUUCGACACCUCGGCCUCCUUGGAGCAGGGAAUUACAAUAGUACCUAUUGAGGCACACAUGGCUGAUAGUGAUAUGCAUUCCUCUGGACAGGUCACUUUCAUGCUGACCGACAAAACAGCUAUCGAGCUGGCAAAAAUGCAUAAAUAUAUUUAUUCUCAGCAGUCCCUUCUGUACGGCGGAGGAUCGUACAGCGAAAUUCGACAACAGGAGCUAGACCACUUGAAUCACCAGUUCGCGGCAGCAUUAAAGAAUUUGAACUUUAGUAUCGACUACGAAGCCCUUGGAGUGACAGAUCACACAGCAUCGGCUGAUAUUUGCAGUCGCGUGGAGACGCUGAUUUCGGCCAUGCUGUACUCUCAAUACGCGUUACGCUUUGGCUUGUGGGCAUUCAUACCCGACUUCAUCUGA